Messenger RNA from Naegleria fowleri, 2220 nucleotides. RefSeq lists its product as uncharacterized. The record is from RefSeq and is a predicted model, not a curated record. NCBI's taxonomy places the organism in Eukaryota, Heterolobosea, Eutetramitea, Acrasida, Naegleriidae. Bases 1 to 2220 code for a protein of 739 amino acids. The transcript has 6 exons.
AUGGGAAAUAUUUUCAAACGUAAUUUGGGAAUUAACCCAAUUCCAGUAGCUGCAGAAGAUGCCUAUCAAUUGAUCAAAUCAGAAUCAGAACCUGCAGUGUUUUGGAUUACUAAUCCCAAUAAUACUUGGAUUCAAAAUGCAGCUGUUGGAGGUAAAUGGAGUUAUUGUGGUCUCUCUGCUGCCAAAUAUGGUAAAGACAAUUAUUACGUUCGUCCAAGAAGUCAACCCUUAGGUCAAUUCUCAGACAAUGUUGGUCAAAAUUGUGGUCGAAACAGUCUUCACAUCGAUGACAUGGUCAAACCAGACACAACCACUGAAAUGGCUUCCAAUGUUCCCAUUCAAGGACCUUACACACAUCCUGCUGGAGAGUGGUAUCCAGCAGUAUUUGUCAAUGCACUCUUCACAAACUAUGUGGCUUACAAAAAUAGAGGUUAUGGAGUUUGGAGUCGUUCAUGUCAUCUCAAGUUUAGUAAUUUACGUUUAUAUGAUAACAUGAAUGGAAUGAAUGCACCUCCACAAAUUUUGUCCAAUGUCACUUUUAGAAAUUUCCAAACUAACAGUUAUAGACCUGCAGGUGCUUUAUCUGGCUUAACCUAUGGACCAUUCAAACAUCAAACAAGAAAUCGAUUACUCGAUCUCAAAUUUGAAAAUGCCAAUGUCUAUUAUCAACUUUCAUCAUUUUAUGACAAUCACAAAGGUUCAGCCAUUGCAGACAUUGACGGAUCAGCAACAGGUAACAGACCAGGUGGUUGGAUUGUUUCCAAUGAUUCUCUUGUUUCAUUUAGUGCAUGUGAAGGUCAAACUUACAAAUGUCCUGUAUUCCCUGAAAGUUAUGGACAAUUAAUUAUUAACAAUAAUGUUUUUUCAUCAAGUUCAAAUAAGGGAGCAAAUGGUGCCACUUAUCCUGAUUUAUCAGAUCCUUCCAAACGUGUUCCAAGAAUGAAACUAUUUGAUUUGACAAGAAAUAAGGAAAGGGAAGUGAUUGGAGCCACUUUGAGUGGAUCUUCAAGUUUGUCUCUUAAGAGUAAUCUCAUUAUGAAAAAUUUCUAUGCGGUGCGUUGGUCAUUUAACGUCCCAACUCCAAGUGAUUUGAGUGUGGAAUUGAGCUCCAAUGCUCAUAGUGAUUGGGUGGUUUUGGCUAUUCAAUAUCCAACGAGUGACACUUUUCAAGUGAAUUUACUCACUUGGGGAACCAAUCCUAAAUCUUUGACAGCUGGCAGUUCUAUUCAAGAAGUUAUGGAUUCCUAUGAUGGAAAGGAAAGAUAUGCUGGAGUGUUGCAAACUUGUCAACAAAAUCCAUCUGUGAAUUCUCCUGGAAAUGGAAAUGUCUUUGCCAUGGUGAAUACAUUGACAAGAACCAUUGAUUUUAGUGUACAUCAUGAUUUGACUAAGAUUGCUACAAAGAUUGAAGUGGGUAUUGGUCAACCAGGUAGUGAACAACGAAUCUUGCAACGAGAUUUCAAGAUUAGUCCAUAUUCCAUUUCACGUUUCACUUAUUCUUAUUCCUAUGACGAACAUGGUUCAUUAGUGAAAGCAUCUCCAAUUUGUGGAACAACUUCAAUUUUAUUUGGAUCACAACGAGGUGGAUUACAAAUUUACAAAUAUUCUGCCACUCAAAGUCCUUUCCCUGCCAUUGACACAAAUGUUUACAAAUACUUUGAAUUCUAUGCACGAGCUUUAAAUGGAGGACCAUUGAACUUGGCGGUGACAUUUUCAGAAAAUAAGAAUUCUCAAACUACUCAAAUUGGAAAAACUUCAACCUCUACCACACAACAAAAUCAACGUUUUAUUAUUGAUGAAACUCGUGCCACACGUGUUAGAAUUCCAUUGGCAUCGAUGGGUAUUCAAGGAACAUUCAACCUUCAAGUCAUUACAUUUAGAAUUGAUCAAGAUUGGUCAACUGCAAAAUUCAGAGAAGUCAUCCUUGACAAUUUGAGAUUUGUCAAAGAUUCAACGGAUACAUUGGCAACCAGUGGAUUGACUUCAUCAAAUAUUGCAUAUUUUGGACCUGUUUGUUCUGGCCAAACAUCAUUGGCCAAUCCAGAUGCAGAUCCAAUGUCUUUUACAACAACAGUAAUUCCAGAGGCCCCACCAGGCGCUUCGUCCUCGACCAAGAAUGGACCUCGAACCAGUGUGAAUCAUGCCACAAGCAUGGUGAGAGGAGAUUUCACAAUGACCUUCUUUUUGUUGAUUGUAAUGAUUAUGACUCUCAUGAUUUAA